Zophobas morio is the source of this 1598-nucleotide messenger RNA. RefSeq names its product adenosylhomocysteinase. Gene Ontology annotation, biological process: L-methionine cycle. Gene Ontology annotation, cellular component: cytosol. The transcript has 4 exons. Gene Ontology annotation, molecular function: adenosylhomocysteinase activity. NCBI's taxonomy places the organism in Eukaryota, Metazoa, Arthropoda, Insecta, Coleoptera, Tenebrionidae. Bases 37 to 1449 code for a protein of 470 amino acids. The record is from RefSeq and is a predicted model, not a curated record.
AAAUUGUGGUACGGUCCUGCAAGCGGUGACGUGCGCAUGCGCAGCCAUUCCACCGGUAAUAAAAGCGCCAACAAAUGUCAAUUGUCAGUCAAAAACUCGUGUCGAUUUAUAGGUUAUAAGUUGCCGGUGAAACCAAACCAUCACAGGAAAAUGUCGAAACCAUCGUUUAAAGUUGCCGAUAUGAAACUGGCCGAAUGGGGGCGCAAAGAAAUCUCUUUGGCCGAAAACGAAAUGCCCGGCUUAAUGAGCAUCCGCAAACACUACGGCCCAAAAAAGCCCCUAAAGGGGGCCAAAGUCGCCGGCUGUUUGCACAUGACCAUUCAAACUGCAGUCCUAAUUGAGACCUUGAAGGAACUGGGGGCUGAGGUUCAAUGGUCAAGUUGCAACAUCUUUAGUACUCAAGAUCAUGCAGCUGCUGCUAUUGCUAAGACAGGGGUGCCUGUGUUUGCGUGGAAGGGGGAGACUGACGAGGAGUACAUUUGGUGUAUCGAGCAGACGCUGGUGUUCCCGGAUGGUAAACCUUUUAAUAUGAUUUUGGAUGAUGGAGGCGAUCUUACGAAUUUAGUGCACACUAAAUAUCCACAGUAUUUGAAAGACUGUAAAGGGAUUAGUGAGGAGACGACGACGGGGGUUCAUAAUUUGUAUAAGAUGUUUAAGGAGGGUACUUUGAAGGUUCCGGCGAUUAACGUCAAUGACUCAGUAACAAAGAGCAAAUUCGACAACUUGUACGGCUGCCGCGAAUCCCUCAUCGACGGCAUCAAGCGCGCCACCGACAUCAUGCUGGCCGGCAAAGUCUGCGUCGUAGCGGGCUACGGCGACGUAGGCAAGGGCUGCGCGCAAUCUCUACGCGCAUUCGGUGGGCGUGUCCUAAUCACCGAGAUCGACCCAAUCAUCGCGCUCCAAGCCGCCAUGGAGGGCUACGAAGUCACCACGAUGGACGAGGCGAGCAAAGAGGGCCAGAUCUUCGUCACGACCACCGGCUGCAAGGACAUCAUCCUCGGCCGCCACUUCCUCAACAUGCGCAACGACAGCAUCGUGUGCAACAUCGGCCACUUCGACUGCGAGAUCGACGUGAGCUGGCUGGAGAAGAACGCGAAGAACAAGACCAACAUCAAGCCGCAGGUGGACCGCUACGAGCUGGCGAACGGGAACCACGUCAUCGUCUUGGCCGAGGGGCGGCUGGUGAAUUUGGGCUGCGCCACCGGGCAUCCGUCUUUCGUCAUGUCGAACUCGUUUACUAACCAGUGUUUGGCGCAGAUCGAGCUGUGGACGAAGCCGGGGCAGUACGCGGUGGGGGUGCACAUGCUGCCGAAGGUGUUGGACGAGGAGGUGGCGAGGCUGCAUUUGGAGCAUUUGGGGGUGAGGCUGACGAAGCUGACGCCCGAGCAGAGCAAGUACUUAGGGGUGCCGGUGGAGGGGCCCUACAAGCCGGAGCACUACAGAUAUUAAUUGAACUUGGCUUUGUGUGUUUUUUUGUGUGUAAAUAAGUAUCUGGGUGGAGAAUCUGGGUGUGGUUUUCUUUUAUCUUGUGUAAACCUGGAAUUACACGAAGUUGUCUCUUAUUAUUAUUAAAUGAUUUGCCAACAACGCACAUGAAA